UCGAUUCUGUUCUCUCGUUUAUUGAAUUCCUAGACUGAAAAUUUAUUCUCCUUGUCGGUCGAAAUCUGUUUUUCGAUUUUUUGUUUGAAAAAGGUUAUGUUUUUGGAUCGGUUUCUUGUAUAGAAGAUCAUCAAUGGAGGACGCUGUGAAGAGGAGGAGAUUCGCGGUCGGUUACGCUCUUGCGCCGAAGAAGAAGCAGAGUUUCAUACAAGAUUCGCUUGUGAGUCUAUCGGAAGAAAGAGGAAUCGAUCUCAUUCAGAUCGACACCGAUAAGCUCUUGACAGAUCAAGGUCCGUUCGAUUGUCUUCUCCAUAAACUCACUGGAGACGAGUGGAUACGUCAGUUGGAAGACUAUUCAUCGAAGAAUCCCAAUGUAUUGAUUAUCGAUUCGCCGGAGUCCAUUGAGAAGUUACAUAACCGUAUUUCAAUGCUGGAGGUCGUGACUGAAUUGAAACUCGAAACGGAAGGUGUUUCAUACGGAAUUCCAAAGCAGAUUGUGAUUUACGAUUCAGAUACUCUGUUGGAUCCGAAUGCAUGGGGUAAUGGAUUGACGUUUCCUGUAAUUGCAAAACCCUUGGUUGCUGACGGGAGCGCGACAUCGCAUAAAAUGUCUCUUGUUUUCAACAGGGAGGGUUUGAGUAAGUUGGAGACUCCAAUUGUGUUGCAGGAAUUUGUAAAUCAUGGUGGUGUUAUCUUUAAGGUGUAUGUUGUUGAUGAUUAUGUAAAAUGUGUGAUGAGGAAAUCAUUGCCUGAUGUUUCAUUGGAAAAAAUGGAUAGUCUUGGGAAUUAUUUAUCGUUUUCGCAGAUAUCAAACUUGGCUGCUACUCAUGAAAGAAAUGAGGAUAAAUAUAUAGAGACUAUGAAUUUGGAAGAUGCAGAGAUGCCUCCAUUGACAUUCAUUACUGAUAUUGCUCGGGGACUAAGAAAAGCUAUGAAAUUGCAUCUUUUUAACUUUGAUGUGAUUAGGGAUACUAGAAUUGGGAAUAGAUAUUUGAUAAUUGACAUAAACUACUUCCCUGGUUACGCGAAGAUGCCAUCUUAUGAGACAGUGUUGACGGAUUUCUUCUGGGAUGUGUUAUCGAAGAAAAGAGAUGAUGGUUCAGCUGAAUGCUCAGGUGCGAAAUCGAAAUCAGAUCUUAUAUAAGUAGAUAAUUUCUUUCAGUUUUGCCUCCAAAUGACAAUGAAUCAAUCAAUGGUGUUCUUUAAUCUUUACAAUGUACAUUCCUAAAGGGGUUUGAUGAUGGGUGAAUCCUAUCUAUCUAUAAUCGUUUCCUUGUUUACCUGAAGGAUUGGUAUAAUUCUUGUUUUUAAAGCAGAAUCUUA
Impatiens glandulifera is the source of this 1323-nucleotide messenger RNA. RefSeq names its product inositol-tetrakisphosphate 1-kinase 1-like. Gene Ontology annotation, molecular function: magnesium ion binding; inositol-1,3,4-trisphosphate 6-kinase activity; inositol-1,3,4-trisphosphate 5-kinase activity. The record is from RefSeq and is a predicted model, not a curated record. The transcript has a single exon. Bases 134 to 1144 code for a protein of 336 amino acids. Gene Ontology annotation, cellular component: cytoplasm. NCBI's taxonomy places the organism in Eukaryota, Viridiplantae, Streptophyta, Magnoliopsida, Ericales, Balsaminaceae. Gene Ontology annotation, biological process: inositol trisphosphate metabolic process.